GGGUAAUACACCAAUUAUGAAAUUCAAACAAGUAAAAUAAUCUAGCCGUUAUUAUUUUAUUUUACUUUUUUUAAAAAAAUCUUUAUUAGUUUAGAGUAACACUACUAUAUAUAACACCAUUAAUUAAAACACAAUUAGUAAAGUCUUUCAAAAAAAAAAACAAUUAGUAUAUAUAUACUUUUUUUAAAUUUCAAAAUACAAACUAUAUACAUUAUGUCUGGAAGUUCUAAUAUAUCAAACAACAUAGAUUGGAAAAAAUUUUGGUCUGAGGAAAUUUUCAAUGAGUCAUAUGAAGAAAUGGGACGCUACCUAAUAGAGCAAUACCAAAAUCCCCCUAGAGAGUAUGUACCUCGUGAUCGUGAAGGUGGUGCAAAAAAUUUAUAUCAAGAUUACUUCUCUACUAAUCCUAUAUACCCGGAGCAAUUAUUCCAUAGAAGAUUUCGAAUGAGAAGAGAAUUGUUUAACCGUACUGUGGAAGCCCUUGGAAAUCAUUCGAAAUAUUUUACACAGAGAUUUGAUGCUACAAAAAGAAUGGGAUUGUCUCCCCUUCAGAAAUGCACCGCUGCUAUUCGCAUUUUAGCAUAUGGCACCCCUGCUGAUGCUGUUGAUGAAUACAUUAAAAUUGGUGAAAGUACUGCAAUAGAUUGUUUAUUCAAAUUUUGUCGUGCUGUAAUUGAGGUAUUUGGAGAUGUUUACAUGAGAAGACCUACAAAUGAAGAUGUGCAACGGUUGCUUAGAAUGCAUGAGGAGUGUCAUGGUUUUCCUAGAAUGCUUGGUAGUCUUGAUUGCAUGCAUUGGGCAUGGAAAAAUUGUCCAACCGCAUGGAAAGGACAAUAUACUCGAGGUGAUUAUGGGUAUCCAACAAUUAUGCUUGAAGCAGUUGCCUCAGUGGAUCUUUGGAUAUGGCAUGCAUAUUUUGGUGUUGCGGGGUCAAAUAAUGAUCUUAAUGUUUUGAGUAGAUCAAAUUUAUUCCAAGAGAUGUUGCAAGGACGAGCUCCAGAGGUUCAAUUUACAAUUAACGAAACAGAGUACAACAUGGGGUAUUAUCUUACAGAUGGUAUAUAUCCCGAGUGGGCGGCAUUUGUCAAGACAUUCUCACAUCCCAAAGACCCUAAGAGGCUACUAUUUAAGCAAAAGCAUGAGAGUGCAAGGAAAGAUGUAGAACGAGCUUUUGGAGUACUUCAAUCUCGUUUUGCAAUAGUUCGUGGACCUGCACGAUGUUGGCAUAAGCGCAAGCUCCAUGAUAUAAUGGACGCGUGUGUUAUUUUGCAUAAUAUGAUUGUUGAAGAUGAAAGACACACAUACGCUAGAAAUUUUCCUCGAGACGAUUUUACACAAAUAAGUGUCGGUGAUGUUGUUCAAGGAAACCCUCUAGAUUUUCAAGCAUUUCUUGAAAGAGAUGCAACCAUUAGAGAUAGACAAAUGCAUCAUCAACUUAAGGCUGAUCUAGUGGAACAUAUAUGGAGUUGUUUUGGAGGCCAAACUCUUAAUUGA
Messenger RNA from Chenopodium quinoa (quinoa), 1494 nucleotides. RefSeq lists its product as uncharacterized. NCBI's taxonomy places the organism in Eukaryota, Viridiplantae, Streptophyta, Magnoliopsida, Caryophyllales, Amaranthaceae. The record is from RefSeq and is a predicted model, not a curated record. The transcript has a single exon. Bases 214 to 1494 code for a protein of 426 amino acids.